UGGAGAAAGUUUUGUAUGAAAACGAGUAAGAUGAACAGCUUCAAUUUAAAGUGCUAGCAUUCGAAGACAUAGUCUGAUUAAUCAAGUGACAACCAAAAGCAGAGGUUUCUGAUUGGCAUAUAAGAUGGGUCUUCGUUCCUCUUCACUCAACCGCCCUCACUAUCCAGGUUCAUCAGACAUUCACGGCAGCAACGUUGAGUUUUCCGUGAGAGAAGGCAUAGACAGCGAAUGCUCUCCUCUUCUUUUUCCCGGUGGCCAAAUUCUGAAAUGGCCAGAGUUGAAGGUGUUCAGUUUUAAGGAGCUGAAAUCUGCCACAGAGAAUUUUAAAUCUGCCAGAUUGGUCGGUGAAGGUAGGUUUGGCAUAGUUUACAAAGGAUGGUUGGAUGAGAAGACCCUCACCCCCGCCAAACCAGGAUCUGGAGUUGGAGUUGCCAUCAAAAUGUUCAACACGGAAGGAACUCGAGGGUUUUUACUGUGCCAGUCUGAGAUAAACGUUUUAGGAAGGCUUUCUCACCCCAACGUGGUCAGGCUAUUGGGGUACUGUCGGGAAGAGGAUCAGUUUCUUCUUGUGUAUGAGUUCAUGCCGAAGGGAAGCCUCGAGUGUCAUCUCUUCCAAAAAAAUCAUGACAUGGAACCACUUUCGUGGAACACCCGGCUUAAAAUUGUUAUCGGUGCAGCUCGGGGAUUAGCUUUCUUGCAUGCCAACGAAAAUAAGGUCAUGUUCAGAGAUUUCAACACCUCAAAUAUACUGCUCGACGGGAAUUACAAUGCAAAAAUAGCAGACUUUUGGUUGGCUGAAGGGCUUCCAGGGGAACAAUCACGUGUAAGUAGCAGUGUCAUCAUUGGUUAUGUUGCACCAGAAUAUACCGCAACAGGGCAGUUGCAUGUGGAGAGUGAUGUGUAUGGAUUUGGUGUGGUGCUUCUUGAAAUACUUACAGGCAUGAGGGUAUUGGACUUUACAAGGCCACUAGGGCAGCAGCAACUGGUUGAAUGGACAAAAACUUGUCUCUCUUCCAAAGAGAAGUGGAAAAACAUUAUUGAUGAUAGGAUAAAGGAUUGAAUUUCACCCAAGGCUGCGUUAGAAUCAGCACAACUUGCUCUAAAAUGCUUACAGCAUAACCGUAAACAGCGUCCUUCAAUGAAAGAAGUUCUUGAAGGAUUGGAAGCCAUUGAAGAUAUCCAUUGAAGAUACCCAACUUAUAUUUGUAAUUUUUUUUCUUAAUAUUUGCUAGA
Molecule: messenger RNA, 1233 nt
Organism: Vigna radiata var. radiata (mung bean)
Lineage: Eukaryota; Viridiplantae; Streptophyta; Magnoliopsida; Fabales; Fabaceae
Product: probable serine/threonine-protein kinase PIX13
Exons: 6
Coding region: 125-1060 (311 amino acids)
Biological process (GO): protein phosphorylation
Molecular function (GO): ATP binding; protein kinase activity
Source: RefSeq, a predicted model, not a curated record